AUGAGCGCCUCUUUCAUCGAAUCCAGCUCAGUUGAAUCUGUCGAGUCGGCAGCUGCGAAAGUGGCUCAACACAUUGAUUCGAUGGCAGAUUCUUCUGAUAUUUUUGAUCGUCUAACACAAUCAGGAACAACACCAGUCUCGGGUCUCGGAGAGAAGUUUUAUAUCAAAGGAUCGCCCGAAUUUGUCACAAGUAGAAAAAUUCCAAUCCCCGGAGAGCUUCAGAUUCAAAUGAAUAGUGAGUUUUUUUUAUUGAUCUUGGAAAAAAUUGAAUAUUUUCAGACAUCCACAGCGAAUUCAGUAUGGGAUUAUUUACACAAAUCAGUCGAGCUUGGGUUGUCAUCGAUACAAAUUUAUAUAUGUGGAAUUAUGAGACAAAUGAUGAUUUAGCCUAUUUUGAUUCGGCCGAUGCUUCGAUUUACAAAGUUGCUUUAGUCAAUAUGAAACCAGGGGUUUUUGAGCCACAAAUUAAAUAUGGAUUGAUUGUUGGAACUGUGAGCGACAUCUCACUUUAUCCGAUUUUUGAAACAGCGGAUUCUUCAAUUUCCAUUGAUACCAAUCGAUUUUUCCGGGUAAAAAGAAGAUUUCUGACGGAAAUAUUAGUUCCAAUAUAUUUUUCUGAAAUUUCAGAUAAGUCUUGAUGGCGCAAUCAUUCAUGAUAUUGUUCAUACAAAUAUCGGACGAGUAUUCUAUACAGCAAAUGACAAAUUAUUCGAAUUCCACUACGAAAAACAAAUCGGCUGGUUUGGUGCAAGUCACAAAUGCAAAAGUGUCAAUCAAAGUGCAUCGAUUCUCGGAACUCUUAUACCUCUUCCAUUUUUUGGGAACACAAAAGAAGUUUUGGAGCAAGUAACCGUCGAUAAAUCCAGAAAUAUUCUCUAUUGUUUGGGAAAACUUGGCUCAAUUAUUGUCUUUGAUUUGGGCGAAGAUGGACAAGCUUGUCAGAAGAUUUGCAGUGUUCCCGCGUCAAAAAUCGCGCAUGAAGCACAUUUGCUAACACAAUUUGGACAUGAUGAAUCGACUUUCACACAUAUCACUUCUAUCAAAGCGCUCGAAGCACAUCAAUCAUCGCAAUUGAAUCUUGUGGCAACAACUGUGAAAGGUGUUCGCAUGUAUUUGUCGGUUUUGUCGAGAAAUUUGAAUAAUACUGGAGGAUUUAUGGGCGGUUAUCAGAAUACAAAUAAUGCACAAAGAGCACAACAGCAAAAUGUUGUGUCAAGAGUAAGUGAAUUUUUGAAUAAGACGAAAAACUAAUAAAUGAAAAGGGAGAAGAUGCGCGCAUUUUGCAGCUGGGCAGAGAAGGAAUUAUGGGUUUUUUUUGUUGGUGGAGAAAAAACGGAACGAUUUGGUACGAAAAAAAAAUGAAAUAUAGAAAGGGGACCAAAAAACGUAGUUUGUGAAUUGUUAUUAGCUAAAAUCUGAAAAUUAGUUAUGACGUGGCACAAUUUCGAAACUUUGUGAACUCUAAAAUGUUAUUCUGAACAAGGUUGUACUCGUUUUUCUGAAACUUACCAAGUCGACCGGGAUAAUCACUAUUCUGAAGUCAAAAACCGCCAGAAACCCCUAUGAGAACUUUUCUGGAGUUCUAAAUUUAGAAUUUAGUUUUUUUGGAUUUUCAACUUAAAAAUCCUUUUUUCUAAGAUUCAAAGAACUAAAUUCCAACCUCGAGAAAUGUUCUCACAGGGGUUUCUAACCCCGGAUCUAAAUAACUUUCUAUUUUUUUUCCAGUAUCAUUUACAAUCCGAAGUGCGACCUCAAUGCCUCCGCGUUGCUCAUGUCAGAUUUGCACCCGGAAUCACACCAACCAGUAUUUAUGGUGAUGGCCCAGCUGGUGUUUCUGUUGUCUAUGCAGAUGAGACUAUUUGCGCAAUGGCGACCGCUGAUCGAAAUGUGGUUUUUGCUUUUUCGAAUCUCAUGUAUCCUUCUUCAAGUCUUUUUGUCGAAUCUGCCACCGAAUGUGAAGUUUCGGGACAUGUUUGGGAAAUUGAAGCGGUGAAGAAUGUGGUAUGUUUUUGUUUUUUGUUAUUGAAAGGUCCCCAGAAAAUAAGAUUAUUUAUAGUUUGUAAAACCUCGUGCACCACCCGCUGGAGUUGUCGAAAAAGUCGCAUCUCAUUCGUAUUAUCAAUCUCAACUCGAAGACAAUCUACGAUUAUUGGUUUGCUCCAACGAGGGUAUUUUCGAAUUUCAACAAAUCACAGCAGUUGACGCACUUCGCGACGCGUUGUAUAAUGGAGGAGUCGAGGGAAAAGCGACAGUUCAAUUGUGGCAAAAGAUUGGCUCGACCGAAAUGCUCAUUUUGGCGUUUAGGAUUUUGACGAGCGACGCACCGAUUGAUGAGCGAAUCAAAUCGAAAGCCGAACAGAUUUUGUAUAGUUUGAAAGAGGCGCCGGAAAUUGUGGAAAAUGAUCGAUUGAUGGCUGAUGCGUCGGUUUGGUCGCCCAAUGAAAGUAGUAUUGCUGAUUGGACACAUCGAAUGAAAAGUUGGUUUUUUUUUAAAUUUAUUGGGGGAAGGGUAAAGGGGGGGGUUGUUAUCUGAAAACGGUGAAAAAUACAAACCUUUAAAAAAUCCAGAAAAAAAUAGGUUCCAAAAUUUUCCUUUAAAUGUUAUUAUCAUAUUUUUGUGGUGAUGUUCGGAUAGAUUUCUCUCGUGAAAACAUAAUAUGCAAUUUAUGGGAAAAACUUGAAAGGAAAAUUUUCAACUCACUUUUUUCUGCAAUUUUUCAUCUGAAAAUGAAAAGAAAAAAAUCGUUCCAUAAUGAAUUUUUUCAUUUUUCUUUAAAUUUUCAAUUUUUUUUUCUAAAUCUGAAAUCUGGCGCGAAAAGUUUGGGAUUGUUGGGCUUAAAAUUUCGACACAAGUGAAUUUUUUAACAAAAAUCAUUUUUUUGGCCAAUGUUUGAUCAAUUUUUGGUCACUUCACUGUUUUUGCCAAAUUUUGAUCAAUUUUUGGUCAUAAAUUGGCUUAAAAAAUUCCAAAAUUUUCAAAUUUGAAGAGCUCUACCUUAAAGCCUUUAAAAACCCCCUAAAUUUAACCACUCCAUCAAAAUUCUCAAUUUUUAAGCCAACAUUUGACCAAUUUCUGAUCAAUUCAUUGUUUUGGCCAAUUUUUGGUCAGAAAUUGGCUAAAAAAUCGCAAAAUUUUGCAAAUUUCCCUUAAAGCCUUCAAAAUUCUCGAUUUUUCCAGCACCAUUGUUGUCAUCAACUCCUCGACUUCAAGAUACAUUGCCAAAUGUCUACAACUCGCCAUUUUCUCCGAUUUGUAAGCUGUUAUUUUCCCCCCAACCUUAUCCCAUUGUUUUUCCAGUAAAUACAUCGAUAGCAACCGGUGCAACAAAUCUUCGAAUGUCUCCGUCUCGCCGCCACGACGCACUCUUCUAUUAUUUCUCGCGAAUCGUUUCGCCAAUUUGGAAUGAUACAAUUUGCGAGGUUUUGAUGGGCAAAAGUCUGCGAAUCACUUUCGAACCAGAUCGGAUAUUGUUUUUGCGAAAUGAGCUGUUGAAAUUGGGUCGAAUCAUGGAUGAAUAUCGAUUGGUGCCAAAUGUGGAUUUUGGUGGAUAUGCGAAUAAUAUGAGCGAUAAAUUGAAUGCGGAAGCGACAUCGCUCGAAAGAAAAUCGCUGGUUGGAUUGCGAAAAUUGGUUGAUUCGACGAUUGAAACUGUCUCAUUGUGGAUUUUGGCCAAUGAAUAUAAUUUGAGCGCGAUUUCGGCGGGAAUGAAUCCGGCGAUUUUGCCGACUUUUGCUUCGAGAAAAUUGGCGCUUUUAGUGUCGGAUGGAAGCAAUUUGAAUGCGGAAUUGAUUCGAGCUAUGAUUAAGUGAGGGUUUUUGGGAGUUUUGGGGGAAAAUACAUGUAUUAAGCUCAAAAUAUCAAGAAAUCUUCUUUCUGUUGAAAUUCUGAAACUCUAAAAAAUUUAGGUUGAAACGGAAUUUGAAUUUAAAAUUUUCUUUUUUUUUUGUAAAAAUUGAGGAAAAUGGCGAAAAUUAGAUAAAAAAUUAAAAUUUUCUGAAAAAAUUCCCGAAAUCUCAUAAUCUUUGUCAAAAAAAAAUCAUUGAAAAAAAUUAUUUGUCAUAUGAUUUUCAGCGCUAGAAAUCAGAAUUUUGAACCAAGUUUACUAGAAAAGCAAAUUUUCAAACCCAAAUUUAAAAAAUUCUCAAUUUCAGUAUUUUUAUUCGUUUUCAGGGUGAAAACGAAAAAAUCUGAAAAUCAACCAGAAAAUUCUUUCAGAUUUUUCCUUGGAGAUGAAGCUGGAACUAAACAUCUAUCCGAAAAUCUACGUGAAAAAUGUCCAAAUCUAUAUUCGGAAGAUGACGCUUGUGUAACAUAUGCAAUGGAACAAUUAGAAUCGGCGAGAAAAUUGGGAAUCGGAGCGGCUCGAAGAAAGCUCGUUCAAUCUGCCGUCGAAAUGUUCAAACAAUCGAUCGGAAAAGUUGUGCUAACUCAAACAUGUCAACAAUUGAUUGAAUCGGUUGGAGCAUUCGAAGAAGUUGUGGAAUUGUGUCUACUUCGAGCGAAUAAAGAUGAUCCGAAACAAUUGGCAUUGUUGGCUUAUAAACAUGGAAGAAAUGGAGCAGAUUUGGAGAUGAGAGCGGCCGAAAAGAAGAGGAAUGAUUGUUAUAAGUUGGUGUUUUCUUUGAAGGGAGGGGGGGGAUUUAAAAGAGAGCACGAAAAUAUUGAAAAUUUUUAAAAUUUUUAAUUUUAUUGCUGAAAAAACUCAAAAAAAUUCGACAAAAAUUCUAAAAAAAAAUAAUCAUUUUCAACUGGUUUUUAAAUCUAGAAUAAUUUCAUGAAACAUUGAAAAAAUGCCCAUUGUCCUAAACAUUGCUCAUAUUAGGAACUUUUUUUGAAAUUAAAAAUUUGAAAGAAGUUCGGGGAAUUGUUGAAAAUCUAGAAUCAUUUCAUGAAAUUUUUUUGGAAAAAUCACUUUUUCUCUAAAUUGCUCAUGUUAGGAGCUUAUUUUUAAAAUUUAAUAUCUCGAAAGAAGUUCAGGAAAUUGUUGAAAAUCCAGGAUUUUUUGGAAAAAUCACUUUUUUCUAUACAUUGGCGAAAAAAGGGAGGCCAGAAAUUCAAAAUCCCAAUUUCCUGGUAUUCCUCUGCGUCACUAACACCGCCACCCCAUUGGGCAGAGAAACAAAGUCAAAGACGCAUGUGGGUCUUGCAGCGAAUUUGAAUUUUUAGUCCAAAUUUUUUAAUUCCCAUUUUUUAAGUUUAAAAUCCACGUGUUAGUGUUGAAUGACUCAAAUCAACACAUUUUGACCUAACUACGCUCUCUAGGCGCGGGCCCUAGACGAUGAGUUUCUCUAGGCGCGGCUACUUGACAAAGAAGAUGGCAAGGCGUCGUACCUAGUCAUUCAGAUGAUAAUUUUUCAGAGUAAUCACCGAUGAACUUGAUAAACUUGAAGAACAAUCAACAACAGAUGUUCAACGAGAUUCGGCAAUGAAUCGAGAUUUGAUGAUAAAUGCCGUAAUUCAAUCCGAAGAUCAACUCGCACAUGCCGCAGUUUUCCGUUGGCUUCUCACGAAAAACAAAACGAACGCAAUUCUCCAAUCGAAAUCACCGCAUGUCGAAUUCUUCCUGCUGCAAGAAAUCAAUUCGGGACGUGGACAAAAGUAUUUUGAUCUUUUAUGGAGGUUCUAUGAGAAGAGUGGAAAUUAUGACAAAGCUGCUAGAUUGUUGAGCAAAUUGGCUGAGAAUGACAAUUGGCAAUUGGGAUUGGCGCAACGUUGCGCCUAUUUGUCGCAUGCGAUUUUGUGCGCGAAAUCUUGUAAAGAUCCGACGAUUACGGAAAAUGUGGAUGAAUUGAGAGAUCGAUUAGAAGUUGCCAAUAUUCAGAUGAGAAUUAAGUUAGUUUUGGGAAAUCUGGGCGGGAAAUUGAGCUAGAAAUUAGAGAAAUAUGAACUUUUGGGUCUGAAAUUAUUCUGAAAAUUUGAUUUUAAUUAUGAGACUUGAAUUACAAGAAUCUCAAUUUAAAGUGAAAAUUUAUGUUUUUCCCCUUAACAUGAGCAAUGUACAGAAAUUCUGUCCCAAAUCCUAUGAGGAUUAAGUUAGUUUUGGGAAGCCUGGGGAAAAAUUUAACUUAAAAUCUGAAAAAUAAUGAUUUUUGCUAAAUGUGACCAGUUUUUGCUGGCAUUUUUUUUGUUUCUGAAAAAUCUUUUUUUUUCUGUUUCUGAAAAAUCAAUUUUUGAUUGAAAAGUUGGCUGAAAUUGAGAAAACUUUAAAAAAUUUCCGAAUUCAAAUUUUUAUUGAAUCUGAAAAAGCAGAAUUUUCAGAGAUUUAGAGAAAAAAUUCUGAAAAUCCAAAAAAAUUAAUAUAUUUUUUGUUGGUGGGUAUUUUGUAAUCCACUGAUAAACAUAUAAAAAUUCAGCUGCCAAACCCUCUGAGCACAAGAAAAUUUUGAAAAUCGAAACAAUUUCUGGAAGUUCAGCUGAAGUCUGAAAUUAUUCUGAAAAUUUGGUCCUAAUUAUGAAAGCUCUAAGAACUUGAAUUACAAGAAUUCAAUCAUUGAUUGAGUUUUUCAAUGUGGAAAAUUAUGUGUGUUUCGCUUAACAUGAGCAAUGUACAGAAAUUCUGCUUUUUUCCCAAAAAUCCCAUUUUUUUCAGAGAAGCUCUUGAUGUUCCUACUCCAAGAGGACAAUCGUUGGUCAAAGAAUUGGAUGGACAAAUUUUGUCGCUCACAGAUUUGCUGUUGAAAUAUGUGGUAACUAUUCGCCCUCCCCCUUUCCAAGCCCCCUCAAUUUUCCAAUUUCUCCCAGGUUCCUUUCAAAUUGCACAAAAUCAAAUUGGCUUUGUUCCAUUGUGCGAAUAUGUAUGUGGAAGAGCAUAUUUUUGAGACUUGGGAAGCUGUUCUUCAGGAUGGUGAGAUUUCUCUUUAUAUUCCGCCUAAAAUGUGCAUUUUUGCAGAAUUUAUGACAGCUCCAAAUGAGGCGACACUGUGUGAAAAUUUGCUGGUUACGGUUGAACAAUUGUUUGCGGUGUUUGGAAAGACGAAAUAUUUUCCGUUGGGUUGGUGGAUUUUUGGGAGUUUUUUUUGAAUAUUUUAAAUUUUUAAACUGGAAUUCUGGUUCAAAAACGUUCAGCGCCCAAAAAAAAACAAUUUUUUAACUUGAAAUUUCCAAAAAUAUCAUCAUUUUUGAUUUUGAGAAAUUUUCAUUUCAGAAUUUUUACUCACAAAUCACCAGAAAUUUAUGAUUUUUGAGAGAAAUUACUUGGAAAAUGUCAAUUUUACAAAUUUUAAUGAAAAACCUUGUAAUUUUUCAGAAAAAAUCAUUAUUUUUGAAAUUUAAAGGAACAUACAGUAAUCCAACUUUAUCAAAUUUUUGAAUGAAAAUUCAGAAAUGAAAAAAAUCUUCAAAUUUUUUCUUCAAAAAAAUACGUUUCAAAAUUUUUAUGAAAGAAAAAUCUGAAAAUCAAAUUUGUUAAUUCAAUCAUUCUUCAUACAACCAAAUUUUCUUGAGAAAUUGAAAAAUCCAACUUUCCAAUUAAAAAAAUGGUAAUCGUUGAAAUUUAAAGGAGCAUACAGUAAUCCAACUUUAUCAAAUUUUUUGAAUGAAAAUUCAGAAAUGAAAAAAUCUUCAAAUUUUUUCUUCAAAAAAAUACGUUUCAAAAUUUUUUUGAAAGAAAAUUGUGAAAAUCAAAAUUGUUAAAUAUCUUAUUAAUUUCAAACAACCACAUUUUCUUGCGAAAUUGAUAAAUUAAAUUUUCUCCAAUGAAAAAAUGGUAAUCGUUGAAAUUUAAAGGAGCAUACAGUAAGCCAACUUUUUCAAAUUUUUAUUGAAAAUUCAGAAAUGAAAAAAAUCUUCAAAUUUUUUUCUUUAAAAAAAUACGUUUCAAAUUUUUUUUAUGAAAGAAAAUUCUGAAAAUCAAAAUUGUUAAGAUUUUCCAUCAUUUUUCAUACAACCACAUUUUUUUUGCGAAAUUGAAAAAUCCAUAUUUCUGUCUGAAUUUCACCCCUUCCUAAUUGUUUUUUUUCUUGCAGACUUUAUUAUUCGACGAAUUUUGGAGAUUGGAUCUGGCGGAAUCAAUGAAAAUCAACGAGUCACUCUGCCACCCAAUUUCUAUCCGAAAUUAUGUUCGAGAAUCGAUUUGGCCGAUGUGGAAUUUUUGAAAAUGGCAUCUGAUGAAUUUAGAACUGGCGGCGAUGUUUGGUGGACACAAAAUGAGCGAGGACAAGAAUAUAUCACAAAAGUUGUGUUGAGAGUCGCCAAAAAUGUUGUGAGAGAUUUGGAAAGUGUUCCGGCUGUUAACAGGUUUGUUUCAGUUUUUUUUUCAAUUUCUAAAAAUUUGAUUAAAAUUCCCCACUAAAAAUUGUGUAGAUAAAUUGAAAUUUGACAGGCAUUUGAGACGAUAUCAGCAAUUGUGAGUUUUUUAAAAUGUUGUGAUGUGAAACCUUUGUUAAAAAAUAUUGCUCAUGUUAAAGAGGAAAUUCACCUUCAAAUUUGAAUUUUCGACAAAAAAAUUUGAAUAAAAUUAUCAUUUUGAAAAGUGCAAACUGGUUUUUAAAUCCAGAUUUUACGAAACUUUGAAAAUUUAAGGAAAAGCAUUUUUCCUAUACAUUGCUCAUGUUAAGAGCUUAUUUUUAAAAUUCGAAAGAAGGUUAGGGAAUUUUCGAAAAAAAAUCAUAUUUUGAGAAUUUUGAAGAAAAUCCCUCAACCAAUAGAUUGCUCAUGUUAAAAGCACAAAAAACCUCAUUUUACAAUAGGGUUUUUUCCACCCAAAAAAUCGCUUUUUGUGAGUUUCAACGAGAAACUUUCAUUUUCCUAGCCUAACAAGGGAACCUUUUUUACUCAACACUUCAAAUCAUGAUGAAAUUUGGUCCAUGGACAGCUUUUGGGACCAUAAGAACACCCUAAAAUUUUUAGUCUCCCAAUGGACCUCUGAGCCAUGUUCUGGGCUCUCAAAAACUCAAAAAAGGCCUAAAAAUGGUCAUAAAAGGCAUCAUAGCUUCAUUUCAAAUUUUUUUUUGGGAGAAAUGAAGUUUCAGAUAAUGAUCAGCAUAGUCGAUUACCUAAAAGUCAAUCAAUAAAAAACUUUAUUUCGAAAAAUUUUGAAGUUUUUUAUUUUUCGGCUGAAAAUUCAUGAAAAUUCAUAUGUUUCUUUUCUGCUCAUUCUUUUUUUUCAAAAUCAAAAAUUUUUCCGAAAAUUUGAUUUAUUGAUGGUUUUUGGGUAAAUCGACCACGCUGAUCAUCAUCUGCUACUCAGUUUUUCAUAAAAUUGAUCGAGAAUUGAGUUAUGACGUGUUUUAUGAGCCAAUUUCGGCAAUUUUUGAACUUUUGAGAGCCCAGAACUUGGCUCAGAGGUCCAUUGGGAGACUAAAAUUUCUAGGGUGUUCUUAUGAUCCCAAAAGCUGUCCAUGGACCAAAUUUCAUCAUGAUUUGAAGUGUUGAGUAAAAAAGGUUCCCUUGUAAAAUCACACUUUCCUCUGUUUUCAUCCCCUUCCUCCCCUCAAAAAAUCGAUUUUUUCACAGACGUUCAAUAUCUCGUGAUUGUCUAACCCACAUUCUUCCAUUCAUCCGUCGAUCUUGCGAUGUUUCAUCAUCAACAAAUCUUCAAACUCUUGGCUCCGAACUCACUUCAAUUCAACACCGUCUUUCAGAAUUCUCUAAUUAA
Caenorhabditis angaria is the source of this 9596-nucleotide messenger RNA. Lineage: Eukaryota; Metazoa; Nematoda; Chromadorea; Rhabditida; Rhabditidae. The record is from the annotation of a GenBank genome assembly.